This is a messenger RNA of Chironomus riparius, 2120 nucleotides long. The record is from the annotation of a GenBank genome assembly. NCBI's taxonomy places the organism in Eukaryota, Metazoa, Arthropoda, Insecta, Diptera, Chironomidae.
GAAUUUUUUCAGUUGGCUUUUAAGUGCCGUGUUGUCAACAAUGCAAUGGUCGUGGCUAAAAGUCCUCAUUGUGAGCUUUUUAUUUUGUGAAGGAACCGCAAGUGAUGGAGUCAAGAAUUUUGAGAUGUUUUUCUUGACACUCGACAAGGAUUUAACUGAUUUUAAUCAUCGUAUAGCGGAACUGGCAUGGGAUGCAUUAAUGAAUCCUUCAAAUAUUAACAAGCAAGUUGAACUUGAGGAUAUUGCUGGUGAAAGGUUGCGAUUUAUUAACCGGAAAUGUAAGCAAAUGGGUGCUAUGAAUGAUGAAUUGCUUGAUACACAGCGAAGAGCUUAUGAAUUGAUGUGCAGUGGAGUGAAAUUUGAUGAUCCUCUGGAACAAAGAGAACUCCUAGAAACUUCAAGUCAGAUCCAAUACAUUUACACAAAUACAAAAAUUUGCAUACCGAACAGUUUGGAUAUAUGUUCAAAUGCCAUAAAUCUGUGGAACUUCACAUAUGUUCAAAGUGGAGAUGAUUUGAGGAAGCUGUCUUUCAAUCGUGAGGGAGAAAUCAUUUUUUUGGAUGCAAAAGAUAAUCAGAUUCAACUUAAAUGCUAUUCAGGAGAGCCCCAGCUUGAGAAACUUAUGGACAAUGAUUAUUCAGCAGUAACCCCAAAGAACACCCUCGACUGCAAACGAAAUGUAGAUGUGAUAAAUUAUUGGAUAUGGGAGGUGUGGAGACAAUCGAUUGGACCUAACAUUCGAGAGCUCUAUCCAAAAUUGAUUAAAACAAUGAACAAUGGUGCACAGAAGGCUGACUUCUCCAAUAUCGGUAUGAUGUGGCAGCAUGAAAUGGAGAUUGAUGAAGUUGAAGAUUUAAUGCGUGAUAUAUGGACUGAAAUACAACCGUUCUACAACAUGCUGCAUGCCUUCGUCAAAUCAAUACUGGAGAAAAAUUUCAAAUCAAUUGACAAACGGAAUCAAAACAUCCCAGCACAUUUUCUCGGAUGGAAUGCAAAUUGGUAUCAUUUAUUAAAGGAUUACAUUGAGCCGACAAUAUUCUCUGACAAAUGGAAUAUCGAUGAGUCAUUGAGGGGUAGGAAGUGGACAUCAAGUGAUGUUGUUAAAAAAAUUGAAGAUUUUUAUACCUCACUGGGACUGACUCGAAUGCCAAGGGAUUUUUGGGACAAAAGUUACAUCUCUAAUGACAUCAACAUGAGUUGCCAUGGAACAGCAGCUAAUAUGUUUAAGGAUGAUGAUUAUCGCGUUGCUGUUUGCGGCUAUAAACGACUUUAUGAUUUAUACGUAAUAACACAUGAAAUGGGACAUGUUGAGCAGUACAUGAUGUCACAAAACAAACUAGCACCAUUCCGAACAGGCAAUACAGUCAUUCAAGAGACAAUUGGUGAUUCCAUAUUCUUAGGAUUUAUCACACCUAUGCACUUGAAUCGACUCAAACUUAUUGAUGACUCAAUGCUUUUUCCAACGACUCAAAUACCGUCUACAUCUGACCUUCAUCAAUUGUUGAUUAUGGCACUAAUGAAGGUUCCAGAAAUACCAUUUGGAUAUGUUUUCGAAUCAUUUCGUUAUGACUUGUUUGCUGAGCGUAUCGAUAUGGAAAACUCAAACGAUUACUUUUGGGAAUUGACGAGGAAAAUUCAACGAAUUGAACCGCCGAAUGUUGACAUUAAUCGUCAUCAGUUGUUUGAUGUUGCUGCAAAAUUUCACUUUGCUGCUAAUGUGCCAUAUGCGAGGUAUUUUUUUGCCAACAUUUUGCAGUAUCAGAUUUUUAGAGGACUGUGUGAGGCUACAGUUUAUGGAAAGGUGAAGGGGAACGAGACGUUGAGCAUGCCACUUCAUAAGUGUGAUAUUUAUGGAUCACGAAGAGCUGGAAAAUUGUUAAAGAAAGCAUUAAAAAACGGAAGUGAGGCGACAUUUAAAACAAUUUUAAAGGAUUUAACGGGAAUGGAUAAAAUAUCAGCAGCUGCUCUUCUUGAAUAUUAUGAGCCAUUAAUUGAGUGGCUAAAAAAUUAUUUGAGUGUGUAUAAUAUCGUGUAUUAAUAUUUAUGGUAACUUACCAUUUAUGGUUAUAUGUUUAAUUUAAAUAAUGAAUAAAAAUAUUAACAAAAUAUUCUUUUACCAG